Lachancea lanzarotensis is the source of this 2352-nucleotide messenger RNA. It is a transcript of the gene APC2, whose product is annotated as LALA0S07e04984g1_1. Lineage: Eukaryota; Fungi; Ascomycota; Saccharomycetes; Saccharomycetales; Saccharomycetaceae. The coding region runs from base 1 to 2352 and encodes 783 amino acids. Gene Ontology annotation, cellular component: anaphase-promoting complex. Gene Ontology annotation, molecular function: ubiquitin protein ligase binding. The record is from RefSeq and is a predicted model, not a curated record. Gene Ontology annotation, biological process: ubiquitin-dependent protein catabolic process. The transcript has a single exon.
AUGGAUGAAUCAGAAGAGGGCAAUAGGUUAAUUGCAAGUAUACACAAUGCCUUGGGUGACCACGACGUCAAUUUUGGCGACGAUCUGGAUGGUGUAUUGACGUGGAUCAAUCCAAACGAUCCGGACAGUAACCACCAGCUAAGGCCUCCUAUCCUUAGAAUUAAAAAAGCGGUGAAAACUUUGUUCAACUUUAAAGAUGUUGAUGAUACUUUUUUUGAGUUGCUGCGUCAGUUUCUGAUUUACCAGACCCGUAGACACUUUUUCGCUAACUUCGAGGCAUUGCUUAAUUUCAAAGAUGUGCAAAAACUAGAAAAGUACUACGAAUUUCCUCUCAACUUUGUGGUUGUUUUCAGUGCCAGCGAAUGGUUGGACGAGAUCAAUGGACUCCGCGGCUACUUGGUUUUCAGCCAUCCUAUCUUCAAGCAAAACGUCAUGCUACGAUUAAAACAACUUUUGAUUGAAGACGACUUUGAAAUGGCUCGUAAGGUCUAUGAAUGGCUUUGUCAAGCAGAGGGCAGGCCUCUCACAACGUUGCUGAUCGAUAUUAUAUUAGUUAAAGUUCAGAUGUACGCUGCUGCCCAAAUGGGUGCUGUGUGGACCAAACGGUUUGUGAUCGUUGAGACCUUCAAUUCGUUCAUCAGUUCUUAUUGGGGCCCAUUGAGUGAAAUGUUACAGUGUGCAGAAGACGAUCAUGCAGUCACUCAGGAAAUUUAUCAAUGUUUUGAGCACGAGUUCAUCCGCAUACGAACGCAACAAGUGUUUGAGGUCUUUGUUACAGAGUAUCCUGUAUCGAAGCCAACAUUACUCGAACUCCGAAGUGUCUUGAAGACGCCGUCGAGGUACACAAAGCUCAUCACUGAACUUCUGUACCAUUUUGAAGCCAAAAUGCUAAAGCCCAGUGUAACGACUGCAGAAAUCGUGCUAUCUUAUGUUAAAGCCAUAAAAAGCAUACUUACUGUGGACGUGUCGUUUCGAUAUUUUCGUUUGUUGACCGAAUUCGUUCGGCCUUUUCUCAGUGAACGACGGGAUACAGUCGUUACUUUUCUCUACGCUCUGCUUGGACUAGGCUCUUCGGAAUCUAAAGGAACAAGCCAAAAUUCGGAGCAUACCAGGAUUGCAGCCCAACUUGCCGAAGAAUUAAUGGAUUCUCAUAAGCCCAUAAUGAAUUCCACUCUUGAGGGCGGGAUUCAAAUGCUACCAGAAAGGUCACCUGUUUUGAACGCAUACGAACCUAUCUGUCAACAGGUCUUCAACUACUAUCUUCACUGGACACCUGAGCCUAUGGACUCGAUACAAGCGAGCAGUGACGAUGCUUUGAUGAGCAAAAGUUUGUUUGACAUCGUGGUAGACCUAUUCGAAUCCAAAGACGUCAUCAUAACUGCUUUUAUUACUUUAUACACCAAGAAGCUGCUUGAUCUCAAAGGCUAUAAAUUGGAGCAAAACUGGGCAAAGAGCCUCAAGCUCUUGAAGCAAAAAUUCAACCUCAAAAAGCUUCCUGGCAGUCAAGAAAUCUCCAAUGUCAGUAACAUCGAUGUUAUGUUACGGGACAUCAAGCAUAGCGAGAUGCUGUGCUCAGAUCUACACUCUUGGGCCAGCUUGAACCCUACCAUCUUCCCCAAAAUCAUAUCUUAUCUGUUUUGGGGUACUUCUCAAGAGUUCUGUAUGCCUUCUAAAAAUUUAAGACUUCCUCUGGCUCUCGAGCAGGACCUUGAGAGAUACAGAGAAGCUUACUCGGACAUCAAAAAGGGUCGAAAACUUAAAGUUCAUCAAGAGCAAAGCAUUGUAGAGGUGAAUCUCACAUUUGAGGAUAAGCGUACAGUGAAGUUCGAAGUACCACUCAAGAGGGCUGUCGUUCUGUCAUGUUUUUCCGAGCAUGAGGAAUCAAAGGGUCUAACGCAAACCCAAAUCAUUGAGCGCACUGGGGCAAGCGAAGAUGAGGUAGUCCAGGCGCUUCAAUUUUGGCGUAACGCUUCUGUGCUUUAUCAUGACGAGCAGCUUGGUGUAUACAAACCAGUAGAACAUCUGGAAAGUGAAAAAACUAAAGCCUUGACUGACACUGAAGAUUCUGAGAGCAUUGCAACCGGUAAAAAUAGUGAAUUUCACCUCUCUGUGGAUUCGCAGCAAAGGGAGAUCACUGAUGCGAUGGAGAAGGUCUGGCCAUUCAUCAAGGGCAUGCUGACCAACCUGGGGACCAUGAAAGUGGACAAAAUACAUUCUUUUUUGAAAAUAGCUGUGCCGAAAGAAAUUGGAUUUGUGGCGACAGUAUCCCAAUUAGAAGUGUAUUUGAACAUUCUGGUCGAUGAAGGAAAACUAGUCAGUAAUGCGAAUGGAACAUUCAAGCUGGUUAAAUGA